Molecule: messenger RNA, 1521 nt
Organism: Motacilla alba alba
Lineage: Eukaryota; Metazoa; Chordata; Aves; Passeriformes; Motacillidae
Product: cytochrome P450 2J5-like
Exons: 9
Biological process (GO): arachidonate metabolic process; xenobiotic metabolic process
Cellular component (GO): intracellular membrane-bounded organelle; cytoplasm
Molecular function (GO): iron ion binding; heme binding; oxidoreductase activity, acting on paired donors, with incorporation or reduction of molecular oxygen, reduced flavin or flavoprotein as one donor, and incorporation of one atom of oxygen
Source: RefSeq, a predicted model, not a curated record
AUGCGUACCCAGCUUCCUCCAGGACCAGUUCCCCUCCCCAUCAUUGGAAAUUUGUGGCUGCUGGACUUCAAACUACGCCGAGAAACUCUCAGUAAGUUUAUAGUUACAAAUUUCCUGUUAUCAACUCUUCAGUUAACCAACAUCUACGGAAACAUCUACACACUGUGGAUGGGACAGACACCUCUGGUUGUGCUCAAUGGAUACAAAGCAGUAAAAGAUGGCAUUGUCACCCACUCAGAAGAAGUUUCUGGAAGACCUCUCACCCCUUUCUACAGGGAUAUGAUGGGCGAGAAAGGUAUUUUCCUGACAAAUGGCCACACCUGGAAGCAGCAGAGACGCUUUGGCAUGACAGUUAUAAGAAGUCUGGCACUUGGUAAGAACAAUUUGGAGCAUCAAAUUCAAAGAGAGGCCUGUCACCUUGUGGAUAUCUUCACAAAUACAAAAGGCAAACCUUUUGAUCCCCACACUUCCAUCAUCCAUGCAAUUGCAAAUAUCAUUUGUGCUGUUGUUUUCGGUCAUUGCUUCUCCAGUGAGGACGAAUCUUUCAGCAAACUCAUCAAAGCUAUUUAUUCUGUGAUCUACUUUCAAGGGACUAUCUGGGGCAGGCUGUACGAUGCUUUCCCAUGGCUCAUGCACCAUCUCCCAGGGCCUCAUCAGGAGGUGUUUGCAUACAACGACUUCAUGCACAGAUUAGUCAUGGAGGAGGUUCAGGCUCAUGAGAGACAGAACACAGGUGAUCCACGGGAUCUCAUUGACUUCUACCUGGCUCAAAUAACAAAAACCAAGGACGACUCUACUUCUACAUUCAAUAAAGAAAAUAUGGUUCAGACUGUGGUUGAUCUUUUGCUGGGAGGGACAGAAACAACAAGCACCACCCUUCUCUGGGCACUGCUCUACAUGGUACAAUACCCAGAAAUACAAGAAAAGGUUCAAAGAGAGAUAGAGACUGUACUGGAACCCUCCCAUGUCAUCAGCUACGAAGACCGUAAGCAGCUGCCCUACACAAACGCGGUGAUCCACGAGGCCUUGCGCUACAGCAACGUCACCUCUGUCGGGGUCCCUCGACAGUGCCUGAGGAGCACAACUCUGCUGGGUUUUCACAUUAAAAAGGGCACGCUUGUGUUGCCAAAUCUGCACUCCGUGGUGUAUGACACUGAGCACUGGGCAACCCCUUGGAAGUUCAACCCAGAUCAUUUCCUAGAUUUGGAUGGCAACUUUGUGAACAAAGAGGCAUUCUUGCCUUUCUCAGCAGGGCACCGUGUAUGUUUGGGGGAACGAAUGGCACGAGUUGAACUGUUCAUCUUCUUUACCAAUCUCCUUCGGGCAUUUACAUUCCAGCUCCCUGAGGGGGUGAAGGAAAUCAAUCUGGAGUACAUUUUGGGUGCAAUACUGCAGCCACAUCCAUAUAAACUCUGUGCUAUUCCACGCUAGUCUGCAACACACUACAAUGCUGAGACUUCAACCGGUGCAAAUCGUUCAAAAACAUACUUCACUAUUUCAAUUCUAUUAAGAUGGAGAUAG